Guillardia theta CCMP2712 is the source of this 1150-nucleotide messenger RNA. RefSeq lists its product as hypothetical. The record is from RefSeq and is a predicted model, not a curated record. The transcript has 14 exons. Lineage: Eukaryota; Cryptophyceae; Pyrenomonadales; Geminigeraceae. Bases 8 to 1150 code for a protein of 380 amino acids.
AGGUUGAAUGGCUCCGACAGGCUAUGCAUGGCAAGAAGCGUUUGGAUGGCAUUUUGGCGGAAUGUCAUUUCAUGAGCGCCCAUGCAAGCGCACCCUAUUCGUUCAGCCGAUCCAACACGUGGAAACGCCUGAGAGCAAGAGAAGAAUCCAUUCGCUCCUGCAAGUCAGUGGGUUGCUCAAAGAAACUGUCCCCAUAGACUCGCUUCCUGCAACAUUAGACGAGGUUCUUCGCGUUCAUAGCCAGGAGUAUUUGACAAAACUCACAGAAUUGAGCGAAUGUGAAGGUGGUGAUGCGGGAGACUGUGCUCCUUUCAGCCCAGGUGGACUUGGAAUAGCUCUGCUUGCUGCUGGAUCUGCCAUUAGCAUGGUGAACGCUGUCUUGGACGAAAGGAUUGUCAAUGGAUAUUGCCUCCUACGCCCUCCUGGUCACCAUGCGGAGCGAGACCGAGGCAGAGGUUUCUGUUUGCUCAACAACAUUGCAAUAGCAGCAAAGCACGCGAUCGAAGUAAGAGGACUAGAGAGGAUCGUAAUCAUCGAUUGGGAUGUACAUCAUGGCAAUGGAACCCAACAAGCAUUCUAUGAUUCAGACAAAGUAAUGUUCAUCAGUAUCCAUCAAGAUCGCAAUUAUCCUCUUGACAGUGGGUUUGCUGAUGAACUUGGCCAGGGGCUUGGCCUUGGAUUCAAUUGCAACCUACCUCUUCCUCCUGGCAGUGGCGAUGGGGCCUACAGGGAAGCUAUCAGAGCUGCGUGCUCUCUCGCUGAAACCAGCUUUGGCGAUGAAAAACCGCAGUUGAUUAUGAUCAGCUGUGGAUUUGACUGUUCUUUCUUCGAUCCGCUCGGUUCCAUGAUGUGUCACUCCGAAACCUUCAGGUAUCUUACACAACAGGUCAAGGAGCUAGCAGAUCGAUGCUGCUCCGGCAAGUUGAUUCUGCUGCACGAGGGCGGAUACUCUGAAGUGUACGCGCCUUUCUGUGGUCUAGCGGUGAUGGAGGAGCUCACGGGUAUCAAGAGUAAAGUACAAGACCCUUACCUUGAGGAAGUUGCCAUGCUGGGUCAACAAGAGCUGCAGCCACAUCAACAGCAUGCGAUAAACUCCUCGCUGGAGAAGAUUCCAUCCCGAAUAUUGAGAGGGGAUCCGUCAGGCAACUGA